AUGGGCGACAAGGACAAGAUGGCCUUGGACACAGACCCUCGCACGGGUGACUUCAUACACAGAAACUUGACAAUUCUGCAGAAUGAUGCCUCUGUUGCCAGCAAAGCUGGCGUUCAUGGAAAGACUGCCCCCUUGCCUAGUCAUGAAAAUCCUGUCGAGUCCGCUAGUACUGACAACCCUGAGAUCGAUGCUGAAGCAGACGACGAUAGUGACAAUGAGUUGGCAAACCGAAGCGAGGACGAGAGUGCAGGCCGCUUGGUCCAGAACGAGCCCCGCAAGCCCCGUAAGAUCAGCCAGAAGAAGAAGAUCGAGCAAGCAAAUUUCGGUGCUUGGCUGGAGAAUAACAAGAACAGGCUAUCUAAGAAGCCUGAGAGCCGUGUCGCAGAAAAGGAUCAGUCCAUCGGAUAUCUUGUCAAGAGUUGGGAGGGUGAAAAGAUUAUCAACAAUCCUCGUGACUACCAGAUGGAGCUGUUUGAGAGGGCCAAAGAGAAGAACACAAUUGCUGUUCUAGACACCGGAUCUGGAAAGACCCUAAUCGCGGUGCUGCUCCUCCAGUACGUGAUAGAAAAAGAGCUGGAGGACCGCAAGAGAGGCCUCCCCCGGAGGCUAUCCUUCUUCCUUGUUGACAAGGUUGCUCUCGCCUAUCAGCAGCAUGCAGUUCUCGAUUGCAACCUUGCCCAUUCUGUGGCCGCCUUCUCCGGAGACUCCGUGCGAUCCUUGUGGAACAAGUCCUUCUGGGAGCAGAAAUUCACAGAGCACGAAGUCAUAGUGUGCACAGCCGAGAUAUUGAACAAAUGUCUUCAGUUUGGUUAUAUCCGGAUCGACCAGAUCAACCUUCUGAUUUUCGACGAGGCUCACCAUACCAAGAAGAAUCACCCCUACGCCCGCAUCAUCAAAGACUAUUAUGCUGCCCAAGAGGGAACUACUGCUCGACUCCCCCGUAUUUUCGGAAUGACUGCGUCGCCUGUCGGUGCACAGGUGGACGUCCGUCUGGCAGCAAUGGAGCUCGAAGGCCUGUUGCACAGCCAGAUCGCGACCACAGCAGAUCCAAAGGCCCUACAAACAACUGUUUCAAAACCCAAAAAAGAGGAUCUGGCAAUAUAUCCUCACCUGAUUCAGCCACCAGAGACAGAGCUCACUGCAAAGCUGAGGGCAGCAGUUGGCAGCAAUAAAUAUCUCUCGAAAGCGUUCGCCUUUUCGAAGUUCGCUUCAAGGGAGCUUGGAACUUGGUUUGCAGACAGAAACUGGCAGCUUGUCUUACAAGACGAUGAGUUGUCUAAGCUCGAAGCAAGGACCGAGCGGGGCUUUGUCAACAACAUGGCUUCGGCCGACGCGGUGGACAAGCACAAGAAAGGCAUCCAGACUGCUCGACAGCUGAUCCAGAAGCAUCAUUUCAAGGAACCGGAGGAGUUCCUGUUGUCGUCAAAAGUCCACGUUCUUCUCAGGCUUUUGAAAGACCACUUCAACGGUGCGGAGGACAAAGUUCGAUGUAUAGUCUUUGUCGAACAGCGGUGGACAGCCAAGCUUUUGACGGACCUGCUUCAGCAAGAAGGCAUCGUCAGGAUCCCCGGGCUCAAAGUUGGAGUUCUGAUGGGCGCGAAUCAAGAAGACAAUUACUCGUCGACGUCUUUCCGCCAGCAGCUUAUGACAAUUCUUAAUUUCAGGGAUGGUGAGCUCAAUUGCAUCUUUGCAACUUCAGUCGCUGAGGAGGGCCUGGAUAUUCCGGACUGCAACCUGAUAAUUCGCUUUGACCUCUACAAGACGAUGAUACAGUACAUACAGUCACGAGGUCGAGCUAGGCAGGCUGAAUCUACGUACGUCCACAUGAUUGAGGAGGGCAAUGGUGAUCAUCGUCGAAGAAUCUACCAGAACACCACAAACGAGAACCUCUUGCGCAAAUUCUGCAGCUCCCUACCAGACGACAGGCAGCUCAAAGGCAGCGACUUCGACAUGGACUACUAUCUCCGAAAAGAGCGAGAUCAACUCCAGCACACUAUUCAGUCUAGCGGAGCAAAGAUCACGUACAAGAAUAGCAUGUCGAUUCUUGGGGACUUUCUCAAUUCGCUUCAACACCAAGAAGACUUCACAAUGGACAUGGGAAUUGUGGCUGAUUAUCAUAUCAUGCCGACCCAAGGAGGCUUCGUCUGUGAAUUGAUAAUGCCAACCGCCUCCCCAGUGUCCGGCGCAACAGGAAGGAUUCACUCGACAAAGCAGGUCGCCAAGUGCUCCGCAGCGUUUGAAGUAUGCCUCAAGCUGAGCUCAAGCAAAUUUAUCGAUGAACAUUUGCGUUCAAGAUUUGUCGAGAGACGCAACGUGAUGGCAAAUGCGCGCCUAGCGGUAUCCUCGAAGAAGCAGGCAAAAUACGACAUGCGACUGAAACCAAAGCUGUGGGAUGAGCUCGGCCCGGUUCAGGAAUUGUACGCGACUGUGCUGAUUCUUGCGAGGCCCAAUGCCCUAGAGCGCCCAUCCCGGCCUCUUCUGUUCCUAACGAGGACAAAGCUACCCCAGAUCAAACCGGUCCCUCUGUACUUCGGGCAGCCCGGAUCAAAGGCAACGUCUUCAAAUGUCGCUUGCCAAGUUUUGAAUAUUCCUAUCACAACAUCGGAAGAAGACUUACAGCUCUUCACCAGAUUCACUUUGAAGGUCUUUGUUGAUCUUUUCAACAAGAAAUACGUGGCGGAUAAGGAGAGCAUGCCAUACUUUUUCGCUCCCACGACGGAGAACCAUCAGUUCACGUUCUCGGAGCUCCCUGAUCUACGUGAGGUCAUCGAUUGGUGCCUUUUGCGCCAAGUGCUGAGCACUGAUGCAUUGCCAUACACGGGCCAGGAGCCAGAGAGCUUUUUCAUGGACAAAUUUAUUGUCGAUCCCCACGAUGGUUCCCGCAGAUUCUGGCUGCGUGGGAUUCGCAAGGAUCUAACACCCCGAAGCCCAGUUCCAGAUGACGUUGAGCAUGUUCCAGGAUACCGACAGUGGAAGCGUGGCGAGGUCACUCACGACAUUUUGAAUUGGAGUGUCACCUCUUGGAAGGCCACCCGCGAAGCUCGAGGAAUGACAUGGAUGGAGGACCAGCCUGUCGUUGUGGGCAAAUAUGUGUCACUGCGCCGAGAUUUCCUCUCCGAGAUGGAAGAAAAUCCCAAGAAUCCGUUCUGUUACUUCAUCCUCGAACCACUGAGAAUUUCGCCACUUCCUGUGGAUGUGGUUGCCAUGGCCUACCUCAUUCCGUCUGUAAUCCACCGGAUCGAGCAAAAUCUCAUCGCCUUAGACGCGUGCAAGAUGCUCCAGCUUGAUAUUCAUCCGGAUCUUGCCCUCGAGGCACUCACUAAAGACAGUGAGAACUCAUCUGAAGAUGACGGAAGAGAUUCAAUGGAGGCCUUUGAACCUGUCAACAUCCAGCCGGGGAUGGGCAACAAUUACGAACGACUCGAGUUCUUAGGUGACUCGUUCUUGAAGCUGGCGACGACAAUUUCUCUCUUUACGCUUAUACCAAACAAAGAUGAGUUCGACUAUCACGUCGAGCGGAUGAUCAUGAUCUGCAACCAGAAUCUCUUUGGAGUUGCGCGCAGUGACUGGUUGAAGUUGGAAGAAUACAUCCGGUCCAAGGCUUUCUCACGUGCGACCUGGUAUCCCAACUUAAGCCUAGAGUUCGGGAAGAAGCACCAGAGUACCUUGAAAAACAUGGAUUCUCACAGCCUUGCUGAUAAGUCAAUUGCCGACGUCUGUGAGGCCCUCAUUGGCGCCGCAUACAUGAGCACUCGCAAAGACAACGACUACACAUUGGCAAUUCAAGCAGUGACUCGGCUUACGAACCACAAACAUCAUCCCAUGAUGAAGUGGGAGGAAUACUACGCUGCAUACAAGAAGCCGAACUGGCAAACUACCGCCGCCAGCGCUGUUGAGCUGGAUAUGGCCAAGAAGAUUGAGGAAGCCACAAAAUACAAGUUCAAAUAUCCCCGUCUGCUCCGGUCUGCUUUUGUACACCCCUCGCGUCCUUACUCUUUUGACAAGGUACCAAGUUAUCAACGUUUGGAAUUCCUGGGCGAUGCCCUGCUGGAUAUGGUCUGUGUUGACUUUCUUUUCCAUAUCGCGCCAGACAAGGGCCCACAGUGGUUGACGGAACACAAGAUGGCCAUGGUAUCGAAUCAGUUUUUCGGCUGCCUUGCAGUGGAGUUAGGUUUCCACAAAUUCCUCCUGCAUAACGGGGUUCUCGGCUCGUCAAUUCUAGAAUAUGUGACUGUCAUCAAUGAGGCACGCCGCGUUGCCGAGGACGCAGCCGAGGCAGCGGGCAAGCCUCGCUCGCAUUUUUCUCGCGAUUACUGGAUCGAGGCCCGACAGCCUCCCAAGUGCAUUCCAGAUAUCCUUGAGGCGUAUGUCGGCGCGAUAUUCGUCGACUCUGAGUAUGACUACAGAACGGUUCAGCGCUUCUUCAAUGACCAUUUCAAGCCAUACUUCCUGGAUAUGCGGAUCUACGACACCUUCGCCAACAAGCACCCCGUGACCUUCUGCACACAAUUCAUUUACGAAGAGUUUGGCUGCCACGCUUACGGAUUACACUCGGAGGAGACGAAGAUGAUGGACAACGAGGGCACUUGGACCGGCUCCACCAAAGUUGCGGCCGGCAUCCUUAUUCAUGGGCGGGUGGUGGACGGCGCGGUUCGAGAGAGUGGGCGAUAUGCAAAAGUGGCUGCUGCCAGACUGGCGGUGCAAAAGCUGAAGAGAUUGACGAAAGAGAAAUUCUUGGAAGAAUUUGCGUGCGAUUGCAAGCCCGGUGAGGCGGCCACUGACAUCGCUGAAAGUGCAACGGCGAUUUGA
Diaporthe amygdali is the source of this 4809-nucleotide messenger RNA. RefSeq lists its product as uncharacterized. The coding region runs from base 1 to 4809 and encodes 1602 amino acids. The transcript has 3 exons. Gene Ontology annotation, biological process: siRNA processing. Lineage: Eukaryota; Fungi; Ascomycota; Sordariomycetes; Diaporthales; Diaporthaceae. Gene Ontology annotation, molecular function: ATP binding; RNA binding; ribonuclease III activity. Gene Ontology annotation, cellular component: nucleus; RISC complex; cytoplasm. The record is from RefSeq and is a predicted model, not a curated record.